Molecule: messenger RNA, 1407 nt
Organism: Saprolegnia diclina VS20
Lineage: Eukaryota; Oomycota; Saprolegniomycetes; Saprolegniales; Saprolegniaceae
Exons: 13
Coding region: 34-1338 (434 amino acids)
Biological process (GO): microtubule cytoskeleton organization; microtubule-based movement
Cellular component (GO): centrosome; cytoplasmic dynein complex
Molecular function (GO): dynein heavy chain binding
Source: RefSeq, a predicted model, not a curated record
ACGCGUUUUAUUCCUUUCGACGGCCGACGCAGCAUGAGCAGUGGCAACCUCUGGCAAAGCCUCCUGCGCGAGUCCUCGGAGCGGGCGCCGAUCCCGAGCACGGAGCUGCUGCUACUAGGUCCGGCCGAGUCGGGCAAGUCCUCGAUGCUCCAGCGCUGGCAGCACCUCGGCAACAAGAGCCCCGCGGAGAAGCCGACGACCGUGCACACGGUGCUGCCGUCGGAGUUUGCCACGUUCCACUUGCCGAGCGAGGACGACCCGGCUUGCCAGCUCAACGUCUGGUCGUUCAACACAGAUCAGCUCGAGACAGAGCCCGCACUCCUUGGCCUGGCCAUUGACGUCGACCGCCUCCAGCAUACGAUCGCGCUCGUCGUGCUGGACGCGAGCCGCCCGUGGACGAUCCAGCCGACGCUCGACAAGUGGCUGCCGGCCCUCGAGACCGCGCUGCAAGAGAAGAUGCUCACGCUCGACAACUACAAGCGCGACGCGCUCCUCGAGGCGACGCGCAAGCAUUGGCUCGGCUACGAAGAACCGGGGCGUUCGGCCGCCCCGGCCAUCUUGCCGCUUGGGCGCGCAGACAACGAGACGCCUACACUGCCCCACGGCGUCCUUCUUCAUAAUUGCGGUAUCCCGCUCGUGCUUGUCGUCGCCAAGACCGACAUCGCGCCGGACGACGCCGUGAAGCAGGACUUUGCGCAGUGGACGAUCCGCGAAACUGCGCUGGCUUAUGGCGCUGCGGUCUGCUACACGUCGAGCAAGACGAGCAUCAACGCCGAGCUGCUCAAAAACUAUGUCCUGCACCGCACGCAGCCGGGCGUCAAGUUUGCCGAGUCGCCCAAGCUCAUCGACCGCAACGCAAUUUUCGUCCCGAGCGGGUACGACUCGCAAGAGCUCAUUGACCAGAGUUUGGUCGGCUCCCAGCCGCGCUGGUCCAAGACCCAAGCCUUCGACAAGAUGUUUCCCGUACCCAACGAGAAGAACGAAGACUCGGCACUGCUCCACGCUGAAGUCCGCGUCGACCCCAACCAGACGUGGCUUCGAAAGCUCGAGAAGGCGGCGGGCGCCGGCUUGGCCGAUCUGCAAAAGAGCAGCGUGGAGGCCAGUCGUCGCGCCGACGAGCUCGCGGCGGCGCGCCGAGCCGAAGCCGAGUCGCGCAAGGAAAAGCAUGAUGUCAAGAAGGACACCAAGGACGUCAACCCGAAACACUUGGCCAACUUCUUCAACAACCUCUUGAGCCGCCCCGAAAAACAAAAGUCGGGCCGCGUCCUCCUCGACAAGGCCAAGCUGCCCCCGAAAAACGUCAAGGAGCUCGCAGAAGACGAGCUGCGCAAGAUGUAGUCGCAUCAUCAUAUCCUCGUCUUGUUUAUGCGAAGAAGCCGACGCGUUCUGUUCGGUAUGUCUGCGUCG